Messenger RNA from Lycium ferocissimum, 918 nucleotides. RefSeq lists its product as uncharacterized. Bases 1 to 918 code for a protein of 305 amino acids. Lineage: Eukaryota; Viridiplantae; Streptophyta; Magnoliopsida; Solanales; Solanaceae. The transcript has a single exon. The record is from RefSeq and is a predicted model, not a curated record.
AUGAUGAUCAAGGCCCUAAUAUGGAAUAUAAGGUCUAUUAAUACACAACAGGCUUUUCAGAGGUUGGUCAUGCUACAAAGGCAAUACAAGUGUUUCAUUAUUGCUUUAAUGGAGACUUUUCAAAACUGUAGGCAUCUUCAGAAAUAUAAAAGAAGAUUGGGAAUGGAAUCUGCCAUUCCUAAUGUUAAUGGGAAGAUAUGGGGUUUUCUGGAUGUUGUGGUGCAAUGGGAAGUAUUGAUGGAUACUGAACAACAAAUCACUUUGAAGUUAUUUCAUCAGGACAUUGGCAAAGAAAUAAUUGCUACUUUUGUGUAUGCCAAAUGUGACAAAGUGGAAAGAUUAGAAUUGUGGGAUAACAUGUAUAAUCUGGCAAGUACUAUAGAACUCCCUUGGAUGGUUGGUGGGGAUUUUAAUGUGAUUAUUUCAAAGGAUGAAAAAUUAGGGAUACUACCGGUUACAUUAGUUGAGUGUGAAGAUUUUGCAUUCUGUGUGAAUUCUUGUGGUUUGUUUGACAUAGGAUUCAAAGGAAGUCCUUUUACAUGGUGGAAUGGGAGAGCUGCUGAGGAUUGCAUUUUCAAAAGACUUGAUAGAGUACUGGCAAAUCUUCCAUUUCAAAAUAAUUUUCCUCAAAUAGAAGUGGAACAUCUUUCAAAGACAGGGUCUGAUGAUUCCCCAUUGAUCUUAUCUUGUGGAGAGGAGGCUAUCAGUUUUGUAAAACCAUUUAGAUUUCUAAACUUCUGGGCUAAGCAUGAAUCUUUUAAGGAGACUGUUAGGCAAAAUUGGAGAACACCUUUUGCAGUUUCUCCUUUUUUGGCUUUCAAGCAGAAGUUGAAGAAUCUUAAAGAGGUUUUAUCCAGAUGGACUAGAGAGACUUAUGGAGAUAUUUUUCAACAAUUGGCAAUAGGGAAGAAGUUGUGA